CAGCCUGGCAGCUCCGGGCCACGCCCAUUGGGGCGGAGCUCAGCCCCGCCUCUUUCCAUUGGUGGGCGUGGCAUUAAAUAAAACCCCGCCCCCCACGCAGGCAAAGCGGCGCUGGAACAUCGAGUCCCGCCCCCUUUUGGGCGUGUCGCCGCCAGGCCACGCCCCUUCCCGCUCGUUCCCGCCCCCGUAGCCCCCGGUGCCCCCGGUGCCGUUCGCCAUGAGCCGCCUCGGGCCGCUGCUGCUGCUGCUGCUGGGGGCGCUGAGCCCCCCCCGGGCCGCGGGCCAGGAGCCGCCCCCGAGCCCCCCGCCCCCCGCCCGCCCCAACGCCAGCAGGCCGGUGUGGCCGGUGUUCCCGUGCGGGGGCGACCAUCGCGGCGAGUCGGGGUUCAUCGCCAGCGAGGGCUUCCCCCGGCACUACCCCCCCGGCAGCAACUGCACCUGGACCAUCACGGUGCCCGAGGGCCAGGUGGCCACGCUGUCGUUCCGCGUCUUCGACCUGGAGCCGGAGCCGCGCUGCCGCUUCGACGCGCUGGCCGUGUUCGGGGGCCACGGCCCCGCGGCGCCGCUGCUGGGGCGCUUCUGCGGCACCUUCCGGCCCGGGGCGCUGCGGGCACCCCAAAACCGCCUGCGCCUGCACAUGGAGAGCGACGGCGGCACCGCCGGCAGGGGCUUCCUGGCCUGGUUCAGCGCCGGCAGCCCCCCGAGCAACGGUGGGUGCGGGGCCACGGGGAGACCCCCGAGGAGUGCACGGGGCGGCGCCCCCGAGACCCCCGCCCCAAAGCCCCGGGGGGGCCCCAAGGCCAAGCCGACCCCCGCCCCCAAAGCCGAGCCCCCCACGGCCGCCCCCUGCCCGCAGCGCUGCCGCCGCGCCGGGACCCUGCAGAGCAACUUCUGCAGCAGCGACUUCGUGCUGAGCGGCGCGGUGAAGUCGCUGUCGCGGGGCCCGCCGCACGGGCCGGCCUGGGCCGCGCUCUCCGUGCUCGGCCUCUACAAGUGGCGGCCGCUCGGGGCCCCUCCGCCCGCCGCCGGCUCCUCGCUGCGGCUGCAGCUGCCCUGCCGCCUGUGCCCGGCGCUCAAGAGAGGCUCCAGCUACGUCCUGAUGGGGCGGCUGGCGGCCGACGGGGCGGCGCUGCUGCCGCCCGACGCCUUCGUGGUGCCCUACCGCCCGCAGCAGCAGCAGAAGGUGCUGGAGAACCUCAGCAAGAGGCCGUGCCGGGGGACCCCCUGAGACCCCCGGAGAGAGACCCCCCCCGCCCCGCGCCGGCCCCCGCUCCUUCGCAAAUAAAGGGUGCACAGAUGGAG
This is a messenger RNA of Pyrgilauda ruficollis (rufous-necked snowfinch), 1302 nucleotides long. Its product is annotated as procollagen C-endopeptidase enhancer 1-like. The transcript is spliced from 6 exons. The coding region runs from base 218 to 1228 and encodes 336 amino acids. NCBI's taxonomy places the organism in Eukaryota, Metazoa, Chordata, Aves, Passeriformes, Passeridae. The record is from RefSeq and is a predicted model, not a curated record. Gene Ontology annotation, molecular function: protein binding.